ACUCUGUGCAGUACCAUGGCCAGGUACAGUGAUCUUCAUAACGCGUUCGGGAAGGAUUACCAAAGAGCUGUGGAGCACUACCUGACCUUUGGGCUCAAAGAAAACCGCCUGGGCUACCUUGAAGGGGGUUAUGGAAACCGAUGGACCGUGUCAGAUCCUAGUCACGGUCUGUUCGUCAGUGCCUCUCGGAGGAUGGGGGGUGCUAUCGAUAGCUUGGUGUGGAACAACCACGAAUUCAUCAACGCUUGGGACCACGGGCGAGAGCUGCAGAUGGCGAUGAACUUCGUGCCUCACGGCGAGGCGUUCAACCCCACAGAAGGAGGCGGCAGGACAGACAGUCAGGCAGAUUCAACCAAAACCGUAAUCAGGCACAUACAUGCUGCAGGCAAGACCCUAACCUCGGAGGUUCUCCCAGCUUUCUGGAUGAGGGCGAACGAUCCAGAGUCUGUCAACGUCAUCGACACCUACCAAUAUCCGUUUUCUAAAAGUCACACUCAGCUGCCCAGGGGUGGCCAAAGCCUGCUUGGUUUUCCAAUCAACCUUUACUGUAGCAGGUGACAUCCCAGCAUACACUGUGCUACAAAUGGAGGCCCCGACCGGUUACAUGCCCAGCGAGUUCACCGUGUUCCGCAGCGUGCACCUGACCAGUGGUCAGCUGGUGACGUACACCAACACGCACCCAGUCGUUGCCUCCACUGCCGAUGAUCGCUAUGCCAUGGGAGUGUUCGCACCUGCUGGCCAGGACACGGACCUUUUCCAGUACUAUGGCGUCUUCCACUUCGGAUCCAACCCUGACAGCCCUUCUGACGAC
Molecule: messenger RNA, 811 nt
Organism: Pomacea canaliculata
Lineage: Eukaryota; Metazoa; Mollusca; Gastropoda; Architaenioglossa; Ampullariidae
Exons: 5
Coding region: 16-558 (180 amino acids)
Source: RefSeq, a predicted model, not a curated record